Messenger RNA from Durusdinium trenchii, 611 nucleotides. The record is from the annotation of a GenBank genome assembly. Lineage: Eukaryota; Dinophyceae; Suessiales; Symbiodiniaceae.
AGGCGAACGACGUUGUUUACUAUGCCGCCGCGGAACAGCGCUGGCCGAACGGCGACGCGUUGAAGUACGGCGCCAAAGGCGCAGUGGCGGGGCCUUCCCAGCUGAACGAUGGCCGAGACGAAGAGAGAGUCGCCGUGAAGUUCGCGGACCACGCUGAGCCAGUGGCCAUCUUCAUCGCAGCGCUGCAGAGCUCUGAGCCACCCAAGCAGCUGCCCGGAGGUUGGCUCUUGGGAGAGCAGGUGGUCUACUUGGGCGCUGAACGUGAAGAGCACGGUACCAGGCUGGCCACUGGACUGCGGGGCCAGGUGGUGGGCCCUGGCGUGGAGAAGUCGGUGGCGGUGCUCUUCGCCGGCGCCUCCGAGCCCAUCUUGACGGCCAAUGUGGCACGGCCCAAUGAUCUUCAAGCAUGCCCAGCCCUCUGCUGGGAGCUCUGUGGUUCCACCUUCAAAGCCUUGCCUGAGAAGGUUCGUGCCAGCUGAGAAGCGCAUCCUCAAGGGAUGUGCCCUUAGCCUGGUGGCAAGGGCGUCUGAGAUGCCGUCUGAGACGGGCGAUCUGCGGCGUUUUUGGAACGCUGAAACCAUAUUGGUUUGAACUGGGUAAUUGAUUGAUCA